Messenger RNA from Protobothrops mucrosquamatus (brown spotted pit viper), 1595 nucleotides. RefSeq names its product intercellular adhesion molecule 4-like. Gene Ontology annotation, cellular component: membrane. Gene Ontology annotation, biological process: cell-cell adhesion. The record is from RefSeq and is a predicted model, not a curated record. NCBI's taxonomy places the organism in Eukaryota, Metazoa, Chordata, Lepidosauria, Squamata, Viperidae. Bases 119 to 1204 code for a protein of 361 amino acids. Gene Ontology annotation, molecular function: integrin binding. The transcript is spliced from 6 exons.
ACCUUCUGGGCCACUGACUGCAAAAGGCUUGUAGCAAGACAACAGCACCAACCACACGGAGACCACUUUGUCUUCCUCAGGUGCUCUUCCUCCUUUGAGCCACUUCUACCACCAGUGCAUGUACACAAUGGAGGUGAAAACUUGGAAGCUCUUCACUGCCUUUCUGUGUUGCAUUGGAUUCCUCUUGGCUCUUUCAAGGGCUCAGCAGAAAGACCCAGCAGUGCCCUUGAGAAAAGCGGUGAAAUUUGGAGGCUUCUUUGUGCUAAAUUGCACAAGCAGCAGCAGCAACAGUAGCUGUGAUAUUCAGGAGAGGUCCUCUCAGAAAUAUGAUUAUAGAAACGCCGGGCCCACCUGGAAAGCUUUCACUUUCAUUGUCGAUUACUGGUCACUCCGUGCAUCAUGUGUUGUCACCUGUAAUAAUGAACCCAGGUCUUGGGAAACGAUUGUCACAGUUUACCAACCUCCAAAGAAGAUUGAGCUGUAUCCAGUACCAGAAAUGGAGGUGGGCAAGCUGUAUAACUUAACAUGCCAGGUUUUUGGUGUAGCCCCCAUUCGGAACCUCACUGUGACCUUGCUGAAAGGGGAAGAGCAACUUCUGGUAAAGACCUUUGAGAAUUAUACUCACCCUGAAGCUGGUACUGUUGUGGUGAACCAUAGCAUAAUAGCUCAGGAAGAUGACUACAGCAAGACAGUUACCUGCCAAACAUCCCUGGAUCUGAGACCAACAGAACCACUCCUGAAAAACACCUCCCAUGGCAUAUCAUUAUGGACUUUUGGACCUCUCGAGGUAAUGACCCUGGAACUCCAGAAGCCAUCGCCAGGCCAAAACUGGGCCUAUAACCUGAUAUGUCACAUAAUAAGAGUAGAUCCCUGCCUGACUCUUGUGGUGACCUUUUUUAAAGGGUCAAAGAGGUUGGGUACACCAAGUUUCACAAACUGUACUUGGGUUGAAAUAGAAAACUAUACAGUCACUCUCCCGGUCACCCUCCAUCCAGAGGACCACGGUCAGGAAGCUUAUUGUCAUGCAGCAGUGCAUUUCGGCCUACAUGAACCAGUCUAUCGAACCAAAUCCUCAGAAGUUUCACUCAAGACUGCUGAAUCCUAUUUGGCUAUCGUUGUAGCUGUUACUGCUGUUGCUGCUUUGCUAAUUUGUGUGCUGGUGGUCUUUCUCAUCUUCGUCAUUAGACUUUGGAUCCAUCAAUGAAUACAGAGAUUCAGCCAGAGAUUUAGGGCAGCAACCUUUCUUUAACUUUAAAGAGGGUUAAGAAAAGAUUUCUGUUCUGGCAUUCACCAGCAAUCCUGAAGAACCAGCACCAUGUAACAUGAGAGGCAAGGGCCAUGAGGAAGACGCUGCCUGAGAAAGAUCUUUAAAACUAGCAGAACUAGCAAACAAAUAAAACCUAUCCCAUCUUAUUCUGUUCUAUCAGCUUUUUAAAAUAGAUCUGUUUUUAAAAGUUUGCCAAACACCUACAGUGGACGUUUUUAAAAUUGUGCUUUCUUAAUCAUACCCAACAAAAGUCUAUGUGUGUAUACAUGAAAUAAAAAUUAACUGCUGCCCCGAAUACUGGAAAUCUAUAUUACAAAUUAAACAAGUU